UUAUUUUAACAUCUGUGAUAAACUUGAGUGCUUGCCUCAUGUACUCUGGAACCGUAUGCCUCUGUCGUAGUACAUUGUGAUGAGUUAAUUUUAUGGUGUUUCUAGGUACAACUUCAACAUGUUGACGGGUUGGAGGCUUGCCCUGUCAAAAUUAUUUUUCAUACCUCAGCGGUAUGUGUUCGCAAUCAUGGCCCUGUUGGCGAUCGCCAACGCUUACACGAUGCGGGUGUGUCUCAACAUGGCCAUCACUCAGAUGGUGAGAAAGACGACGGCGGUGGAGGGCGACCCGCAUUACGACCCUAACGCGUGCCCGGACCCAAGCACGGAGACCGUCGUGUCAGGGAAUACGACUGCGGACACAUACCUUCAAAGCGAGGCAAUUUUAUUCGAAUGGAGCGAAGCCACCCAAGGUUUGCUACUCAGCGCCUUCUAUUACGGGUACGUCCUAACGCAUAUUCCGGGGGGUAUGCUGGCGGAGCGGUACGGAGGCAAAUGGGUUCUCGGCUUGGGUCUCCUCUCUACUGCAGUUUGCACAUUCGUCACCCCUGUUGUGACUAAAAUGGGAGGAGCACCGGCACUGUUCGCCUUGAGAGUUAUUGAAGGGUUUGGUGAAGGUCCAACUAUGCCUGCACUAAUGUCAAUGGUAUCCCGCUGGGCUCCAAAGAAUGAACGUGCGAGGAUAGGUUCCAUUGUGUUUGGAGGUGCUCAGAUUGGAAACAUUGCUGGAACGUUCUUCUCUGGAAUAGUUUUAAGCGACGGGGUCUGGGACAACGUGUUUUACUUGUUCGGAGGUUUGGGGCUGAUUUGGUUUGCUCUUUGGAUUGUCCUCUGCUACAGCACGCCUAACACUCACCCGUACAUAUCCGACAAGGAAAAGAAGUACUUAAACGAGAAUGUAGCAUCGCUGAUCAGCACCGCUGAACACGAGUUAGACCCAGUACCUUGGAAGGCGCUGUUGCGCUCCGUGCCAUUGUGGGCUUUAAUUAUUGCGGGAGUCGGACACGAUUGGGGAUACUUCACAAUGGUCACCGAUCUCCCCAAGUACAUGACGGACGUUCUGAAGUUCAACAUCAAGGCGGCUGGGGUGUUGUCUUCCGUGCCCUACAUCGCUAUGUGGAUAGCCGCCUUCUUCUUCGGUCUGCUGUGUGACUUCUGUGUCAAACGCGGAUAUCACAGUAUUCUUAAUGCAAGAAAAAUCUAUACUACAAUCGCUGCGACGGGCCCCGGUAUUUGCAUGAUCAUGGCUUCGUACUCCGGCUGCGAUACUACGCUGGCCGUGUUCUGGUUCGUGGCAGCCAUGACACUCAUGGGCGCGUAUUACAGCGGCAUGAAGAUCAACGCCUUGGACAUCACGCCGAACUACGCUGGCACCACCACGGCCAUGGUUAACGGCAUAGCAGCCAUAUCUGCCAUUAUAACGCCGUAUCUCAUUGGCCUUUUGACUCCACAGUCGACCUUAGUGCAAUGGCGGAUAGCAUUCUGGGUAUGUCUCGCGGUGUUAGUGAUCACCAACAUCAUAUACAUCAUCUGGGCGCAAGGAGAAGCUCAGUGGUGGGACGAUGUCAAAAAGUACGGCUAUCCUCCCAACUGGAAACAUGGACCUCUGCCCACCAAGAAGAAAGACAGUGAAGCGCCAACUAGUGAAAGUAAAGAAAAGGAGAAAUAUUGACUAAAAUGACAAUUAGUGUAAGUAAUUAUAAAAUGGUUUUAAGUUAUAGUUUAUUUCAAGAG
Messenger RNA from Cydia splendana, 1731 nucleotides. RefSeq names its product putative inorganic phosphate cotransporter. The record is from RefSeq and is a predicted model, not a curated record. Gene Ontology annotation, molecular function: transmembrane transporter activity. Gene Ontology annotation, cellular component: plasma membrane. The transcript is spliced from 8 exons. Bases 119 to 1669 code for a protein of 516 amino acids. NCBI's taxonomy places the organism in Eukaryota, Metazoa, Arthropoda, Insecta, Lepidoptera, Tortricidae. Gene Ontology annotation, biological process: monoatomic anion transport; transmembrane transport.